This is a messenger RNA of Parasteatoda tepidariorum (common house spider), 3341 nucleotides long. The record is from RefSeq and is a predicted model, not a curated record. NCBI's taxonomy places the organism in Eukaryota, Metazoa, Arthropoda, Arachnida, Araneae, Theridiidae.
CAGAAAUAGACAACACAAAACGUGUGUUUGUUAUCAUUAAGGAAUUUAAAUGUCUCUGUCUCUAACAUUAUAAUUAUUGAUUAGCUGGAUUAAUAUUUAAAUGUUAAAUUUAAUUCACAGUAUUUACACACAUGUGUUAAGAAAUUUUCACAAGCAUUAGUCAAAUGAAAGAACACGUUUUUGUAUUAACUAAAUGUAAUCUUUAUUGUUAGAUGUGUGUUGUGAUCAUUAUUUGUUUAUUAGCCCUUCUAUUCACAUGCGAAGGGGAAAAAAACAUUCUAUUCAUUCAACGAUACUUGAUCAAUUUGUGUUAAAAAGACACUAGUCAUUAAUAAAGAAAAAUAAUUCAUUGGAGUAAAUGACAAAAAAUAUACCAAUUAUAGUAAUUUUAAAAUAUCGUCACCAGAUUACAGAUCCUAUUCAUAUCACACUAUUUUCCUCACAGUGACGAAUGAUUUAUCGCUAAUUAUGUAGCGAAAAAGAGAAACUGAAAAAAAAAAUCUAUCAUUUUUUUAUAAUAAAAUUAACUGGAUUCAUGCUGUGUUUGUUUUGAAAUAUCACUUCAGUAUCAGCAUUUGAAAAAAAAUUUGCUCAUGUGUUAUUCUAAUAAGUGCAUUCAUGAAGGACUUUUGAUGCAAUUGGUGUUAAAAGUUCACAAACAAAGUUACCUAGUAAAAAUUUUAAAAAAUAUCACCGUAUACAGAUUAUUGAUGGCAUAACUUUUAUUUAACUUUUUACAUAAUUUUAUGGAUAAAUAUCAAUUGUGUGGUGUAGUGAAAAUGGUCUAGUAACUUUAUUGUAUACACUGAGCAUGUGAGCAAUAAUCAUCAUAAUUUUCAUUUGUACCAUAAAAAGGCCUUACACAUUUUCAUAGUCUGUUUGAUAAAGUAUUUAUACAUUAUAUGCUUCUUAAGGUUUCUGUUUCUUUGUACCUUGCUAUUUAAUGUUAGCUUGGUAUCCACAUAGCCUUAAUAUAUUUGUUUGCAAUUCCGGGCUGAAAAGUUCAAGCAGAUUAUAUCAAUUUAAUUACUUAAUUGUAAUGAAAAGUUAUUGCUUGGUUUUUUUAAUAUAUGGUGUUUCAAUAUUGUUUUUUAAGUUUUGAUAACAGUUCAAAUAUUUCUAUUGCCUUUGCUUCCAAGACAUUAUUAGUUUUUUAUCUUCAACUUCUUAUUUAAAUUUCAUUAUUUUAUUUAAAGUAAUAUUGUUUUUGGCUUUGUAUGUAAAGGUGUUUAACAACAGGAUUAUUAUAUUGUACACAAUAUAGCAUAAAAGAUAUAUACAAUAUGAGUCUUAAAACAGAGAAUGAUUUUAAUAAAUUAAGCUCUUAUACCCGUAAGAAAACUUUUUUAUGUAAAGAAUGCAAUAUGAGUUUUUCAUCAAAUUAUUUUCUAGUUGUUCACAGUCGUGUUCAUACUGGUGAGGAACUUUACACGUGCAAUAUAUGCAAUAAGGCAUUUACUGUUAAGAGUUGCCUUAUCAGGCACUGUCGUAUUCAUACCGGUGACAAGCCUUAUUCUUGUAACACAUGUAAUAAGACUUUUUCUCGAAAGAAAAAUUUAACUGAUCACGAACGUGUUCACACAGGUGAAAAACCUUAUUCUUGUAAUAUAUGCAACAAAAGUUUUUCUCAGAAGAGUAAUCUGACUGCCCAUAGAAAUGCAGUUCAUACUAAUGAAAAAUAUUUUCUUUGUAAUGUGUGUAAUCGGGGAUUUUCAACGAAGGGUUCUCUAACUGCUCAUAGUUGGACUCACGUGGAAGAGAAACCUUUUUCUUGUACCAUCUGUAAUAAGAGUUUUUCACAAAGUGGUUCUCUAACUGUUCACCUUCGUGUUCAUACUGGUGAUAGACCUUUUUCUUGUAGUGUAUGUAAUAAGAGUUUUUCAAAGAAAAGUAAUCUAACAGAGCACAGUCGCAUCCAUUUGAAGAAGAAGAAAAAAUCCUAGUCCCAGGAAGGUCAUUUAACUACUCAUUGCUAGACUGUUAUUUGUGAAACUUUAUCCUUGUAAUACAGUUUGCUUUCUGCUGAACAACUUUGAAGAGACUGUGAAAAAAGGUCCUUAAGAGUGUGUCCUUAAUCAGAAUUUUGUGAAAAAAUAAUAUUUGGAAAACUUUUUUUUCUUUGUGGUUCUGCAAGGAUAGGACUUGUGAAUUAAUUUCAUUUCAAAUUAAUGGGUUAUAAAUGUUUUUUUUCUCCCAACUAGUACACAAAUGAUGUUGACAAGAAUAAAAUAGAAUGACAAAAAAUAAUAAUAAAAUAGUGCAAGAAUAAAAUCAAUCAUAAGAAAAAAAUGUUGAUUGCCAUAAUUACUGCCUGGUCCUCAGUUUUAAGCCUAUUAAAAGAUCAUCCGUUCUUCACUUAGAACAUUAGUGGAAAAAUUAUAACAUUAGUAGCAGUUUCAUCUGUGUAAGAGAGCAUUGGUGGCUCAAUUAUUUUUAAAUUUUCAGAAUCAUUAUCUUUAUCGUCAUUAUAAUUUAUAAUGUCUUCAAAAAUGUCAUCUAUAUGUCUUAAAUCAGUUGUUUAAAUAUCAUCAUCACAGUCGAAAAAAUCCUCUUAAUGAAAUAUUUUCCCCAUUUUUCUCGACUCUAUCAGAUUUAAAAUUAGUUUUUGAUCACAGAAAAUCUCCUAUUAGAGAUAAAGAAUUAAAAAAGAAAAAAAAAAUUCUACGUGUUAUAAAAUUUCAUCUAUGAAGAGAGACACAGUCGUCUUUAAAGAUUUUUCUACCAUGUAGGAUCUGAAACCAUAACAUAUUUUUUUUUUAGAUAAAGACUGUUGUUAACUAGAGCGACAUUAAACAGAGAUUUAUGAAAAGUUUUUCGUUGUUAAAAGUCGUCAUUUGUUAUUAAAGGUUUUCUUGAUGUAAAACUUCGUACUUUUUCCAUACCUGUGUGCAUAUUGGUUAUUCCAAAAUGACUGCCAUUUAUUUAUAUUUUUGGAAUCCUUGCAAAUUGCUUACAUUCACAUUAAACAAGUUUUAAUUUUACUUGGGAAAAACAUUUUCAUAUUCUAAUAAGUCAUUAUCAAGGUUAAUGAGAGAAAUACAGGGAUUAAUAUCUGAAAAGUUAGAUAAAAAUAAUAAAUUGUCUGUACAAGUGUCUGCAAACUCAUUAUAUUCCUUGAUAAUAGAGAGAUUUUAUCCUGAAUACUAAAAAUAUAUUAAAAAUCUAUAAAUACCUGCUUGCAUUAAAAAAAAUUAAUGUAUAAUUAGUAUGUGAGGAUAAAUAUUAACAGUGAGGGGAUUUAAUUUUGGACUAUGUCAACCUUCAUCUAUCAAAAGGUACCUCAAUAAUAUUUGUAGUAGUAGUUACGCCACAUUACUCCCCUUCCAGAAUUUUAUCUGUGA